UCUAUAAAUAUCACCCAAUCACACCCAAUUCAACAAUAGUUAGUACUGAAAAAUCCACUAAUAUAGAUGGCACGUUCAAAGCAAAUAACCCCCAAAUCCACAAAGGGCAGAAAGCAACAACAACAAAUGGCACCAGCCAAGAAGAUCAAGAAAUCCACAAAGGGCAGAAAGCAACAACAACAAAUCGCACCAGCCAAGAAGGUCAAGACUCUCGCAUCAGCCAAGAAGGCAAAGGCUCCCAUCAACCAACAGCAACUCCCACCAGAUAUGAUCAGUGAUUUGUCCGAUUGUAUUCUGAUUCACAUACUGUCUUUUUUGGAGGCACAAGAGGCUGUUCAAACUUGUAUUUUAUCCAAAAGAUGGAUCAAUGUUUGGAAGAAACUUCCAACUCUUGUAGUAUUAUACUACUCACAAUUCAUUGAUGGAGUUUAUGAACAAUUUGUACACAAACUUUUGUCUCUUCGUGAUGACCAGACUGAUAUUCAUUCUCUCAAACUUCACCCUCCUUUAGACAAAAAGCGAAACAACUCUUUAGUGUCUCACAUUGUGAAAUAUGCUUUUUCACACAAUGUCCAACACUUGUUAUUGAACUUCACUUAUUUUAAGCCUAAUUGUUUUUCCUUUUCAUGUCCUACAUUAAAGUCUCUAAAACUUACUAGUGGCCAUUCUGUGAAUAGUAUAUUUCCAAAUUCCCUUGAUUUUCCAGCAUUAGCCACCCUCUCUCUAACCCAUUUUACUUUUUUACCCAAUCAAGAUGGUUGUGCUAGGCCAUUUUCCACAUUUAACAGGUUGAAUACUUUGAUCCUUGAUAAAUGUAAGGUCUUGCAUGAACAAAAUCUAUGCAUAUCAAAUACCAAUCUUGAAAAUUUAACCAUAGCUAUGUAUGGCAAUACUUAUUCCGGAUCUUAUUUCGAUAUAGAGUUAUAUGCUCCAAAUCUUAUUACCUUUUCUUUUAAGGGUAAUCAUAUUUCAAAAGUUCUUGGCACCAAGAGCUUUUUCCCUUCUAUAAAACAGUUGACAAUUAAUAUCAGGUGUUUUGAUAAGUACAAGAAGAACUAUUCAACCCUACUCAAUUGGCUAGACACUUUUAAUAAUGUUGAAUCAUUGACGGUUGAUACAGAUACUCUUGAGGUUCUUUUCAAUUUUCAUAAUUUAUUCAAGGAUAAGUCACCUUCCCUAAUUAAUUUGAAGUCACUCAAAAUAGAAACAUACGAUCUUAUAACUUUGUCUCAAUUUGAUGAAGAGGUGGACUUUUUGCUUCAAAACUCCCAUUCUGCAAAUGUUGAAAACAUUAUUGUAGAUAUAUGGAGCAAAAUGUAGAGAUCGUGCUUUGCUGAAUUUAUUUUGAUACAAAAUAAGAAGUUCAAACUUUUUGUCUCAAAGAUGUACAAGUCUUUGGAACACUUCAUUUAGAUUCCCUCCUUAGCCAUUAUGCAUUUCCUGUGUUCCUUGUUUAAAAGUGUAAUGAUUCUAUGUUUGUGAGAUGUUUAUCUCCUGAGGUUGUUUAGCUAACAUCUCCUUUCUUCUCCUACCUUCUUUUGAUAACAUGAGUGUUACUUGGUUAAGUGUUUCAUUUGUGUUACCUUUGUUUGAAUGGUGCAUGUUUAGGUGGAUUACCUGUUGCUUAUGUUUGUGUUACUUGGAUGCUUGCUUAUUUAAGUAGGUGUUUGUUAAGUGUCUUGUUUAAGUAUCUAUGUUGGUAGCAAAUUUUUUUAUUAAUUUUUCUUUUAUAUUUUAAAAUAUUUUACAUUCUAAAGUUU
This is a messenger RNA of Vicia villosa (hairy vetch), 1760 nucleotides long. RefSeq names its product putative F-box/LRR-repeat protein At3g18150. NCBI's taxonomy places the organism in Eukaryota, Viridiplantae, Streptophyta, Magnoliopsida, Fabales, Fabaceae. Gene Ontology annotation, molecular function: protein binding. The coding region runs from base 67 to 1320 and encodes 417 amino acids. The transcript is spliced from 4 exons. The record is from RefSeq and is a predicted model, not a curated record.